CACUGAAGUAAAUACAUCUUUUACGACGUCGACGAAAAAGCAAGUUGGAUAGCUCGUGUGUACUGUUGGAAGCUAGUUUUCCGUAGUUUUCGUGUAACGAUAGACUUGAGUGCGAACAAAAACGCAAAACAAAAUGUCUCUGUUUGGUAUGAUGAACGAUUUGGAGGAAGAUCCUAUUUUUGGCCAUCAUAUGCGCUCGAUGCGCCAGAUGAGUAGCAUGUUGAACUCACUGUUUUCCGAUCCUUUCGGAAUGAUGGGCGGCGGUGGGAUGGAAGCCAUUACCGCUGGUCCAGCAUUCGGUAUGCGACACAACGCGAUGAUGCCGUUCAUGCCACCAACCAUGAACCGGCUGUUGAAUGUUGGCGGUCCGGCCGAUGGCGCUUCCUUCUGCAGCAGCAGCGUUAUCUCCAUGACAUCCGGACCGAAUGGGCCGCAGGUAUAUCAAGCAACGUCAAGCACACGCACCGGGCCGGGUGGCAUAAAGGAGACACGCAAAACCGUGCAAGAUAGCCGCACCGGAACGAAGAAGAUGGCAAUCGGGCAUCACAUCGGCGAUCGGGCGCACAUUAUUGAGCGAGAGCAGAACAUCUCCACGGGUCUGCAGGAAGAGCGCCAGGACUUUAUCAAUCUGGAUGACGAAGAGGCGGAAGAUUUCGAUCGCGAGUUCCAGACGAAGGCACGCACCGUGAUGCACAUGCCGGGUGGACGUCGUUCGGAACAGCUUGCUCUGCCAUCGACUCAACCAACUCCAUCACAGCGCAUACUGUCGAUUACCGAGGUACCGGAAAAUGGUUGCGAAUCGUGCGGUAAUCCCAGCGAUACACCAAUCUGUACUGCCUGCACCAAUAGCCAGGACCGAAGCAACCAGGACAAUCUCGAACAACAUCAGCAACAGCAACAGCAGCUGCAGCAGCAGCAACAACAGCAGCAAAUGGUGACAAAAGCGGCACGGAACAAUCGACACAGCGGCCAGUAUGUUCUUAACGGUGGCCCAAUCACAUCGCGACGAUCGAUCCGAUCGCCGGCUUCGUCACCGCUGAGCAUGUCAGCAUCACCGGUCAGUGGUGCGAAUCAUCACAUUACUACAAGCGUGCAUCCCCAUCCAUACAAUACGUCUGGCAGGAAAUCUCGACCACUGAAGGGUCCCUCAUCCCACACGCACCAGUACCAGUAAUCCCGCCCAACCCGUGGUUCAUUCCCUGUUUCAGCAGAGCGAUUCGAGCGGUUUCGGGGUUGACGGAAUAGUUUCCGGGGGGUUUAAACGUUCACGAGGGGUGCGCAAAUAAUGUAGCGUGUGGUUGGUGUAUCAGGCGGACGUCAGUACGUCCUUUUAUUAUUUUGUUUUUCAUUAAAAGAAAACCCUUGUUGAAGAAAGGCAAGAGCAUGACGCGAUGCAGAGGUAGUUUGAACUUUUGCCAACCGUUCAGUAAAGAGGGAUUAAAUAAAAAUACACAACAAAUAUUCAAAUAAUACAUAAAUAUAGCCACCCGUUUUAGAAGUACUACUAGUUUCUAAGUUCCGGUCGUCUGGUUCAGUUACAACCUUUGAGUAUGCUGUAACAUGCCUUAUUUAUUCACCAAACCGAAGUUGCUAGGAGAUGAUUUAUACGAAUUGAGUUGCUUAAAAUGCUGCACACAGAAGCCUCCCCACUCUCAUCAUUUUGUCCUGCUAUCAACAAAUAGAGCAAACCACAAUAUAACGUGUUUAAAUGAUAAGGAAAAAUGCCAACGACAACAAACAAAGAAUAGAAAGCAUACAGUGGCACUGUAGUGUGUCACACGCGGGUACGAUGAAGGAGGUUUAGAGUUGGAAAUUUUUUGUUUAUAAUUGUUCACCCUUUUCAUGUCUAGGGAAUAUUUUGGUUUACCUUGUUUAAGUCAAUCAAAGAGUUGCGAGUUGCGAGAUUCAACACACGCAUUCAGCGUAGAAGAAGUGGCAAGUUGGUUUGUGGAACGAUGAAGGGAGCGUUCCCAUCACAUACCGGUGUGAUGACGACGUUUUGCCCCGUAUCAUUCCUCCCAUCUUGAAGUAGUGUGUAAGAGAAAAAAAAUAUUACUGUGCUUAAAAUAUGUGUAGCAGGAUGAGUAUUUAGGGCGGCAAGAUUUGUAACGUUAAGCAAGAACAAACACUUUCUGGUCCAUUCUUCAAACAAACGGAAGGAAAAACACAAUACAUUACCACGCUGACACUAUUUCACGGACCAGUUCGUUAUCUUGCUUCGUUCGGUUCCCAUCUCGGCUCGGGGUCACCUCUGCUAUUAGCGCUCUGCAGGCCGUUUGGCUGCUCAAGAUGGGACGUUUAUGAGGAUUUAAGAAAGUAUAAUACUGAACAAAUACAAACAGAAAAAAAAACACUACUUUGAAAAAUAAAUAUUUGCCAACAAUGUGUAAU
This is a messenger RNA of Anopheles moucheti, 2391 nucleotides long. RefSeq names its product myeloid leukemia factor (gene Mlf). The transcript has 4 exons. The coding region runs from base 134 to 1174 and encodes 346 amino acids. NCBI's taxonomy places the organism in Eukaryota, Metazoa, Arthropoda, Insecta, Diptera, Culicidae. Gene Ontology annotation, cellular component: nucleus; cytoplasm. The record is from RefSeq and is a predicted model, not a curated record. Gene Ontology annotation, biological process: regulation of DNA-templated transcription.